Molecule: messenger RNA, 3745 nt
Organism: Mercurialis annua (annual mercury)
Lineage: Eukaryota; Viridiplantae; Streptophyta; Magnoliopsida; Malpighiales; Euphorbiaceae
Product: pentatricopeptide repeat-containing protein At1g56690, mitochondrial
Exons: 2
Coding region: 118-2223 (701 amino acids)
Biological process (GO): RNA modification
Molecular function (GO): protein binding; RNA binding; zinc ion binding
Source: RefSeq, a predicted model, not a curated record
UCCAACUUUUAGUAUUUACAGAACGGGCCUGAAACGUUUCCGAAGAGCUUCAGAGAGUUUCGGAAACGGGGAAACUCACCCACAUAAGGUUUCCGUGCAUCCUAGGUCAAAUUAGUAAUGAUAAUCCUACGAAGAACCUACUGUGUUAGUUUAUAUGCAACAUCGUCCACUUCUCAGAUUUCCCAUUUUGCUCGAACCGGUCAAAUUAGUAAAGCUCGCAAGAUAUUCGAUGAAUUACCUUACAAAACCAUCGUUUCAUGGAACGCCAUUGUCGCCGGUUACUUCCAAAACAAGCUUCCUCAUGAGGCCCGAAUCCUGUUCGAUAAAAUGCCUGAGAGAAAUACAGUUUCUUGGAACGGAUUGAUAUCCGGGUACACUAAGAAUGGGAUGAUAAAUGAAGCGCGCAAUAUGUUUGACAGAAUGCCUGAGAGAAAUGUUGUCUCAUGGACAGUUAUGGUUCGGGGGUAUAUUCAGAAGGGAAUGAUAAAGGAAGCUGAAGUGCUGUUUUGGGAAAUGCCUGAGAAGAAUGUUGUUUCUUGGACUGUGAUGUUAAGAGGGUUGAUCGACGAUGGACAGUUCGAUGAAGCUAGGAAGGUUUAUGCUAUGAUGCCGGUGAAGGAUGUUGUUGCUAGGACUAAUAUGAUUGGUGGGUUGUGCGUGGAAGGAAGGGUAAGUGAAGCAAGAGAGAUUUUUGAUGAGAUGCCUAGUAGAAAUGUUGUUGCUUGGACUACUAUGAUUAGCGGGUAUGCAACAAAUAAUAAGGUGGAUGUGGCGAGGAAGUUGUUUGAAGUAAUGCCGGAAAAGAAUGAGGUAACUUGGACUGCAAUCUUGAUGGGUUAUACUCGAACGGGAAGGAUCGAGGAAGCUGCCGAACUUUUUGAUGCCAUGCCUGUGAAGCCUAUUCCUGCGUGUAAUGAGAUGAUUAUAGGAUUUGGACAUACUAGGGAGAUUGAGAAAGCAAGGUGGGUAUUUGAUCAAAUGAGGGAGAAGGAUGAUGGUACAUGGAGUGCAAUGAUAAAGGUGUAUGAAAGAAAAGGGUUUGAAUUGGAAGCGUUAGAUUUGUUUAGAUUGAUGCAGAGAGAUGGCGUUAGGCCAGCUUUUCCACCGAUGAUUAGCAUUCUUAUAGUUUGUGGUAGCUUGGCGAGUCUUGAUCAUGGUCGACAGGUUCAUGCGCAGUUGGUAAGGUUUCAGUUUGAUUUUGAUGUGUAUGUUUGCUCAGUUUUGAUCACAAUGUACAUCAAAUGUGGUGAUCUUUUAAGGGCAAAGAGGCUGUUUGAUAGAUUUGCCAUGAAGGAUACUGUUAUGUGGAAUUCAAUUAUUACUGGCUAUGCACAACACGGUUUAGGAAAGGAAGCUUUGCAGGUUUUCUAUGAGAUGCUCGCUUCUGCGGUUUCACCGGAUGAAAUAACCUUCGUUGGAGUUCUGACAGCUUGUAGUUAUAACGGGAAUGUCGAAAAAGGCCUUGAGAUUUUUGAGUCAAUGAAAUCUAGAUAUUUAGUGGAUAGAAGAACCGAGCAUUAUGCUUGCAUGGUCGAUCUACUUGGCCGAGCAGGAAGGCUAGACGAGGCAAUGAAUUUAAUUGAAAAAAUGCCAGUGGAAGCUGAUGCUAUUGUUUGGGGUGCUUUAUUAGGAGGAUGUAAAACACACAUGAGGUUGGAUUUGGCUGAAGUUGCAGCAAAGAAACUUCAAGAGCUUGAGCCAGGAAAUGCUGGACCUCACAUCUUGCGAUCUCAUAUUUAUGCAUCCCAAGGUAGAUGGGGGGAUGUUGCAGAGUUGAGGAAAUCCAUGAGAGAAAAAAAUGUAAUUAAAUCACCUGGUUGUAGUUGGAUCGAAGUUGAGAAGCAAGUACAUUUGUUCACUGGUGGAGAUAGCACAAGUCAUCCUGAGCAUGCAGUAAUACUGAAAAUGUUGGAGAAACUAGAUGGAUUGUUAAGAGAAACUGGAUAUUGCCCUGAUGGCACUUUUGUGCUGCAUGAUGUAGAUGAGGAAGAAAAGAUUCAGAACUUACGAUAUCACAGUGAGAAAUUGGCAGUGGCUUACGGACUUUUGAAGGUGCCCGAAGGGAUGCCUAUACGUGUCAUGAAGAACCUUCGAGUUUGUGGGGAUUGCCAUUCUGCAAUUAAAUUAAUUGCUAAAGUGACAGGAAGGGAGAUUAUUUUGAGGGAUGCCAAUAGAUUCCAUCAUUUUAAGGAUGGCUUGUGUUCUUGCGGAGAUUAUUGGUGAUUAUACUUGUUGGUGCAGUCAAGCAAAAGCUGGUCUAACAAACGACCAAGGUUAUGGAUAUAUUUCAGUAGAAAGAGGAAAUUUUUGAAUAGAAAAUUUGGGUGGCCUGCAUUUUGAAUUGGAGCUUGACCAGAGUUUUUGAUGGCCUAGCUUCUGUGGAGGCCUCUCCCUACAAGCGCAUAUAUGCAGUCAGUGCCCAAGAACUGCCCUUCUAUUCAAAACAUUUCUAUCUCAUAUGGUCUGCCAUUGAAGGAAGAAAAAUCAUCAAUGUAGAGAAUGGCAUGUCCAUUGAAUGGCCAGCCAAGCUUUGAGCCCUCUUCAUUUUUCAUUACCUGAUUGGAGUAUGGUACUAUACCUACAGACUGCAGAUACUAGAUGCGAGGAUUUGCAGUUUUAACAAAGAACUAGAGUUCUACUAUCAAUUAUACAUCUUUACGAAAUGCUUACGAGAGAGUACAACAGGUAUGCAUCAUUAAAUUUUGUUAGCAAUACAAAUUCAAAUUAUUGUCUGUGUUGCUUUGUGUGCAUUUCAAUAGAAUCUGCAUAAGUUAUCAAAUAGUUUCAUUCACUUCAGCAUCAUAUAGGAAAGUUUUCUAAUUUUCGAACUCUUUAUCAUAUAGAAUUCCAUCUGCUUUUAAAUAGCCAGUCCAUUAAAACCCGAACAGAAACAAGAAGUUAAAACAGAACUAAUAAAUCUUUGAGACAGCCUAGGAAAAUUUCAAACCUUCAAUGCCCUUUUCUAGUCCCUUGUUUGAAGAUCCUGAUCGAGCCGUAUCAGCUAACUCCAGCCCUCCAAAAUCUUGUAAUUCAAAUGCUGGAGUCCACACUUUUUUGUAUACCUUCUUUUCCUUCUUCAGUCUCUUUCGUGCUUCCAUUUCACGCAAGCUGUUUGUCGAAAAAUCACGAGCCCCUCUUAGUCUUCUAAUUAUAGCUAAGAAUUUCUCAACCCUCUCAUCACCAUCAACUAAAUCUUGUUCUUGUGCCUGCUUUUUCCCCCUCUCAUUUUCCAUAGUACAGUUCCCACCAAACCGCUAUGACUUUUAUUUUAAUUAGGUGGUAUUUUAGAUCUGAUAUGUUGCUCAAAGUUGCCAUAUCACAAGAAAUAGUUACAUCAGUGAGGACCUACAUUUGGUGUGAAGCCUUUUGAUUUGGUCCAACGAAUGUGAUUGAAGUGAAUCAAAUUAGGAUGCUUUUUCUACAAAAUAAUUCAAAGUAGCUAUGAAUAAUUGGUAGAUUAUGGUGGUAAUGGUUUUCAUUUUCAUUUCACAUUAUUCUUUCUUUCUCUUGAUUGCCUGCACAAGACGCCAUCACUGAACUAUUAAUUCAAUUUUGCACCUUUAAUGUUUGAUCUUUAUUAAAGGCCUAAUGAGAAUUUUGAACAGUAUAGGUGAAGAGACAAGUAUCUGGCAAACAUGUCCACCUUUAACGUUGCUCUGUCCCAAGAUUUAAAAGAAAAUCUGCUUUAUUUGGCUGGCUUAAAUUAUUGGGUUAUUUGCAAUAUUAAAUCCUUAAGUUUCACUUU